AUGAACAGCAAAGAUUUUGUAGUUCUUCCAUGGGGAAAACCUGGACAUUCUGUAAAGCUGAGAUAUAAAAAUGUUCAAGAACUAAAGAUGGAGAAAGUGAAGCUGGAGCUGGAGAACCAGGAGAUGGAAAAGAAACUGCAGGACUUCCAGUCAGCAAGGAGCAAAGGCCAAGAAGAAAGAGGGUCAAGUGACUAUCGCUGGAAAUCUGGAAAAGUGGGAAAAUUGGGUAAUCAGUCACAGAUACUGUCACAAAAUAAAGGGAAUGUUAUUAAGCUUUCUCCUGGGAAAGUGAAACUAAAAUUAUUGAAGGAGCAGCUUCAAGAGCCAGUGAGACAACCACUAAAUUAUAAAACGGCAAGUUCUCCUGGAAGUGAAAAGCCCAAGAUAAAAGGGAAGGCUUGCGGACAGUGUGAGAACAAAGCUGCCCUCCUGGUAUGUCUUGAAUGUGGAGAAGAUUACUGCUCAGGGUGCUUUGCUAAAAUUCACCAGAAGGGGGCACUGAAGUUCCAUAGAACAACUAUUUUGCAGGCAAAAUCUCAAAUAUUAUCCAAUGUAUUGGAUGUUGCCCAUCGGUUUAUAAAGGAAAUUAAUCCAGGUGAACCCAAAGGGGAGAAUUGCUCUACAAAAGAGAUUAGUAAAAGCCAGCCUAAACCCAAAUCUCCUCCUCGUCAGGGGUGCAGACCCCAGAUGGAAGUUUCAACAACACAAGAAGGAGAAUGUAGAAACCCGAGGGAGAGGCUCUUGUGUGAAGGGUCAUUCGAUGAAGGAGCUUCUGCCCAGUCCUUUCAGGAAGCUUUAAAUGAAUGGAGAACUGGACAUCAUAACGACAGUGGGAAACAGAACUCACCUGCAGCAAAACCAGACUCAUUGGAAGAAUGUGAAGUACAAACCAACCUGAAAAUUUGGAGAGAACCACUUCAUAUUGAAUUUAAAGAAGACAGUAUAUCCUACAUGGAAAAAUUAUGGCUUAAAAAACACAGAAGAACUCCACAGGAGCAACUUCGCAACAUGCUACCAGAUACAUUCAUACCUCAGUGUACAACCACUAGUGAGGCACAGAGUUCUCAGAAUAAAAGUGAUGAAGAUAGUGAUGUUGAGGAGACCAAAGUACAAAGCCGAGCUCUUUUACUGCCAGUAGAAGAAUUAAGCACAGAGAGACCUGAAAUCUCUGUAAAAAUAGUCGAACUGGAUGAUACUUAUGAAGAGGAAUUUGAAGGACGGGGGAACAUCAUGCCUUACAAAGUUGAGUUAGCUGAUGCAGAGAGUCAACAAAGUUGCCCAUUUUAUGAUUAUCAGAAUACUUUUCUGUAUGAAAAUGACAUCCAUCAGCAUCGUGUUUUCACCAAGGGAAAAAAAGACCUCUUACAUCUUCAUCUAAGCAGCAGCUCUUCUUAUUGUGAAGGUUACUCAAAAGCAGGAACUUCAAACACAAAUUUUGGCAAUAAUGUGGAUCCGGAUGUUUAUUCUCCUGCUGUUGAAAAAUUAGGGGAAAGCAGCUUUUCUGAAAGACAUUACAAAGAGAAAAGUAUAAUAGACAUGGAAAGUAAUCAAACGCUGGAUAAUUCCUGCAUAUCAUUUGAGAGCAAGGAUUCUUAUCCAAAUGUAGACUUAAAAACACCUCCCAUUAAGGAGAAAUUAUCUCAAGACAUAAAAGAAUCCUUGGAAUUUAGCAACCUUCCCAAGAAGCCAAACUUUGAAGAUUCAAAAACUACAGAGUCACCACUGUUGUUACAAGAAGUAGCCCUCAGAAGUAAGCCUAUAACUGAAAAAUAUCAAGGACUUGAAGGAUUCUUUGUCUCUGAUAAAAAUGAAAGGCUCGACUCACUUCCUUCUCCUAGCUUAGAAAGCAACCACUCCAGUACUAGGAUUUCAAUUGCAGGAGACAGAGACUGGAUCCCAGAUCAGAGCCUAGGUGCACGUGCUGACAGCGCAGUUGCCUUGGGUGUUGUGCAGAGUGCCCAGAGCGCCUCAGCAAGUAGAACAGAGCAAAAGAUGGGUGAGACAUCACAUAGACCUUCAACAGCUAAUUUGCCACUUUCCAUCUCUGUUAAAAGAAGCUCCAGCUGUCUUCUUUCCUCUCCUCCUUCACCAAGAAGCGCCCCUGCUCAGUUGUCUAGAGCUGCUUCUGAAAUUUCAGAAAUUGAACACAUUGAUAUUAUUGACCACAGUGAGCCCUUCUUAGAGGGCUGCACCGCUGAUCAACAAACCUUCGACAGUCUGGAAGAGGAAUUAAAUGUGCUGAGAAAUCUUGCAGAUUCUUCAGAAAAACUUUACAGCCAAACCUCAGAAGAAUCGCCAGCUGUCAGACAGGAUUCGCUGAGUAGAAGUCAGGCUACCCUAGAUUCCUUUAAGGCCUCACAUUCGAGGAGCCCCUGUGGAAUUGAACCGAGCUUUUCUGAAAAAGAUACCGAAAUUCAGUCUUUCCUGACACUUUGUGAGAGCGGCACAGAUGAGGAGGAGACAGACUUUCUUGACGAGCAGCAUGUCAUCACACUGCCGUGGCCACAGAGUACCUAA
Miniopterus natalensis is the source of this 2517-nucleotide messenger RNA. RefSeq names its product zinc finger B-box domain containing (gene ZBBX). The record is from RefSeq and is a predicted model, not a curated record. Lineage: Eukaryota; Metazoa; Chordata; Mammalia; Chiroptera; Miniopteridae.